AAAGAAUGCACAAAUUAAUAAAAAUAUUUUUUAAUAUAAAUAAUCAUAACUCGUUACAUAAACAGUACGAGACCUCCUGAAACUGUUUACGCAAUAAACAGAAAUACGAACUUGACAUUGACAUAUUGCACAUUAAAAAGAAUUUUGUGUGAAAUUGCGAAAUUGGUUUCAUUAAUUUUAAUUAAAAAAUUGUUUUUCCUCAAGUUUAAAAGAAGAUAGAGUUAAAUAAAGUUGUAUGACAAAAACUAAAAUGCCUAGGAAGGCAAAACCAAAGAAAGAUGGUCCAGAAUCUGGAGAGGAUUCCGACGAGUACAGAAAACGAAGAGAUAGGAAUAAUCUGGCUGUAAAACGCAGUAGGGUAAAAUCGAAGCAAAAAACUCAGGAGACAUUAAGUAGGGUAACAGAACUCAGAAAUGAGAACACUGUACUAGAAGAAAAAGUAAAGACUCUCACUAAGGAGCUAGGCUUUCUCAAAGAACUGUUCCUUGCACAUGCAUCAAACAGUGCUGAUAAAAAUAAAUUCGAAGGUGUAGAUUUAAACAAACUCUUACAGGAUCCAGCAGAUGAAUCUACAUCUUCGGGAAAUAAUACCUAGUUGGGUUAUCCUUCCUUUAAGGUGCUUACUGACUAAUAGCAUUUUCUUCCAAAACAACUGGGCGAGUCGAGCACGCACAAACAGUAAAAUACUCAGGUUGUUUUAAGUGAAAAAAACAUCAAAAAGAUAUUGGAUAAGGUUGUUUUUAAGUUGUAACAAAACAACUCUAAAGAUAUCUGUGGCAAAAAGUUUAUCUAAUGCCAUCCCCUCUUUGUGAACACACACACACACACACACACAUGACUCCUAUAGUUCUUGGUUCAUCUCUAUAUAAAAGAAAUGCCAUUGGGUAAAAAGCAAACCAUGUAGACUCAUAUAUUUCACCUUUUCAUAAAAAAGUAAACAGUAAUUAUAUUAUUAGUUUUGGAAGAAUUUUGAACCCUUUCUUGUACCUAUCAAUUUGGUACUUUUUGCCUUUUCUCUUCGGAAACUUCGGAAAAUUUUCCUGUAACUUCAGGUGUUCCCCAAGGUUCACACCUGGGACCUCUACCAUUUAAUCUAUUCAUUAAUGAUUAUUACCACUUGUUUUUCCCAUACAAAAGCUCUCCUUUUCGCUGAUGACCUUAAGUGCUUUACAAUAAUAAGAUCUCAUGAUGAUACUCUUGGACUACAACCAGAUAUUAAUAAAUUAUCCCAGUGGUGCUCUCUUAAUGGCAUGGAAUUAAAUGUUGGUACGUGUUAUAUUAUGCGUUUCUGUAGGAAUCAACAUUUGCUAACACAUGACUAUACUAUUAACGAUCAAGCAUUGCAAUCAUGCACACAAAUCAAAGACCUAGGCAUAAUAUUAGACUCUUCACUCAGCUUUAAACACCACAUUAGUACCGUUGCCCAAAAGUCUAUGAAAAUGCUUGGUUUCAUUAAAAGAACAUCUCGAGAUUUCACAGAUAUAAAUUCAAUGAAAAUUUUAUAUUGCUCCAUCGUUAGAUCUCAUCUUGAUUUUUGUUCCUCUGUGUGGUCUCCAUAUUAUCUAGUUCAUAAAAAUAAACUUGAUACAGUUCAGCAUACCUUUCUCAGAUACGUAGCUUUUAAACAACAUAUAUAUCGUAGCUACACGGAUAUUGAAUUACAGUAGAACGUCGAUAAUCCGGACGUCAAAAAUCUGGACCGUCAAUAAUCCGGAUUUGUAUCUAGCAAAAAUAUGUGAUUCUUUUAAAAUAAAUUAAGACCUUCGCUGCGAAAAACGAACUUCUACUGCAGUUCGGUCAACAAGACAAACCCAAACUUUUCAGAUAAGCUUCCAUAGAUAUAACUAUACUUACAAUAAUUUUUUACCACGAACACUUAGACUUGUGACUUCUCUAAAUGACUUAAAUAUAUUCUGCAAUUCCUUGGAUAAAUUUAAAAACCAUUUGUUGAACAUACAAUGUUAAUUAUAUAAUUUCUAUCAGCAAUUUUUAAGCUUAAACGUUGUUUUUUUAUAUCGUAAUGUUCUUUUUUUUCUUUUAACGUAUUAGCUUUGUUAUCCAAUAGAUAUUGUAAUAUUUGUUCUUUGUGUUGACACUGUUUAUGUUUUUACUUUUGUCUUUGUAAUAUUUUUUUUGUAAUAAUAUUUUCUAAAUUGGGCUUGCCCGUAAAUAAAUAAAUAAAUAAAAAGAAACUGGCAAGCAAACUAUCAACCUUAUUCAUUGUUUCUUCAGAGAUACAUACUACUUCUUCAGCUAUCAGUAUGCAUGCAUCAUUUGUUUUAUUUUAUUUUAAUAUUCCCAUGUUUUGGAUUCCAUAACAUAACACAGGAAAGAGAUCAUAUGAAUCAAUCAGACUUAACCCUUUCAGCUCCAGGGAUGCGUAUGUGCAAUGUGCAUCCAAAGAUGACUAUAGACUAGUGCCGUUGGACAUGUAAGCACACUUUGUGUAUAUUAUAUUCAAACGAAAUUAUUUCUGCCGGCACAGGAGCAGAGGUUGGAAUAUUAAAGUGGAGCUGAAAGGGUUAAACAUUUUUCUCUAUUCCAUUCCAUUUGUAUUAAAUGCAGAGCUAAUCAAAGCUUUUUCCAUUAAAUAUUUGCUGCGAACACAACACAUAGAUUGAAUGCCUGCACCCACUGAGGGCUUUUGAUCUUUCAAUGGUUACCUCUGAAAAUAACCAGCUCAUUCAAUUUGGUAGAAUUUUGCUCGUUCGGUUUGUUCUGAGAAAAUUGCUCAAAUCAAUACGCACCUUUAGAUGUAAAAAAAUGUAAGAUAUAUUUCUGUAUACUCAUUAAGCUUUGUAUAUAGUCAAGUUUAAAUUUAAACUAUGUUUCUUAUGAUAAUAUCAUGAUUAAAAUUUUAAACAAAAACUACUUAAUUCACAGACCUUUGCAAAUAAAAGGAUAAAAAGAAUGCAAUGGCAGAAUCAUAGCAUCAUUGGUUAUUUUUCUUUGAAGUAAGUUAAUAUGACUUAGUAUGCAGUCAAACAUCUUAACUUUUGAGAUAAUAGAUAUUAACAGCAAUUUUGGAUAAUUUUUAUUUUUUAUCUAGAACUUUACCUAAUUAUGUAUGCAUGAUAAAGUGAUAUAAUUAUUUACUUUAAGGCUCGGUAAAUACUUGAUAAAAGUGUAUUUUUUGGACUCAGCCUUAAAAACUUUUUGAUUUAGUCUUUUUUUAAAAUGUAUGUGAAAAUAUCACAUUUUUAAAUGAAAUAGCUGAGUGCACAUAUAUGUGAAUUUUAAGUUGAUAAAAUGGUAAAGCAGAAUCCAUAUUGCACCUUUGGAAAAACAUUGAUGUAAGCGCAAAUUUUUCACAAAUUGAGUUAUCAACACUAAGAUAUUCAUAAUACUCAUAUUUGUCUUAGGAAACAAAGACAGACUUGUAACUUGUAACUCUUCCAUAUUUCGCUAGAUGAUGUGUAUGUUGUUGUUGAAUUUCUGUUGUUUACUUGCUUUCUUGGUGCAACAAAGUCAGAUUGUCAGUUGUGUGUGAUACAGCAUUAGUAUGCAAUAAUAAAAUUAUGAAAUUUUUGGAGAAUAAAUGACAUAUUUGCUAAUUUCUGGAGAAGCAAGGACAUAUUUGCUAAUUUUCUCCCCUUUCAGGUAGCUUUAAAAGGGCAGGUUUAAGAAAAAUCAUAAAAAAAACUUUUUUUUAUUUAUUUAUUUAUUUUCAACGGGCUGCUGCCCAAUAUGAUAACAAGUUUAUAUAAUAUAUUAUAAAAUAUAAUAUAUGCUAAUAACUAAAAUCGUGGACAAUAAAUUUCUACUUGCUCUUGUAAAUCUCAUUUUUGGAUUUAACUAACUUUCAAAACUGUGAAUGCGUUUUCCCAACAAUCAACAAAUUUGCACUUACGUCAGUGUUUCUCCAAAGGUGCUAUGUAUCAUCUGUGUCUUUCUAAUACCUCGUAAGCAAUAUCUCACACUCUCAGCAAUGGGGAUAUGAGCUAGAAGCUGGGGAACAAGCGAGUUUAGUUUUACACUAUGCAAAUCUACAAACAAUAGAUAGAACAAUUCUACCUAAUAUAUUGGAAGAAUUUGGCAUACCAUCAAAAUUAAUACGACUAGUGCAAAUGACAAUGACAGAAACAGAAGCACAAGUUUGUAUUCAAGGACAGAUCACUGAUGCGUUUACGAUAACGCAAGGACUGAAACAAGGCGACGGACUGGCUCCAACGCUUUUUAAUCUUGUUCUUGAAUAUGUAAUUAGACGGUUGACGGUAAGCGGAAAUAACAUACUUACAAACAAAUCUACCCAAUUAGCAGCAUACGCGGAUGAUAUAAACAUAAUGAGCAGAACAAUGAAUGCAGCGGAAGAAACCUAAGUUGAGUUGAAACAGAGUGCAGAAGCAGUAGGGCUAGCAAUAAACACAAAUAAAACAAAACUACUCAUACAAACCAGAUCAAAUAGACCGGCGCAACAACACUUUAUUGACGAUAUAGAACAUGUGAAUAGAUUCACGUACCUAGGAAUGGAUCUGGUUGCAAGCAGUGAAGAAGAACCGGAAAUAAAUAGAAGGCUUGUGCUGGCAAAUAAAGCAUAUUUCGCGAUGGGCCACAUAUUCAAAUCGCGAGACGUACACCGGAAAACAAAACUCCGGGUAUAUAAAACAAUAAUCAGGCCCAUAGUAAGUUAUGGCUGCGAAACAUGGGUGGUGACACAGAAAUCUGCCAAUGCAUUAGAUGUGUUUGAAAGAAAAGUAUUACGUAGGAUACUGGGCCCAAUAAGGGAAAAUAACAACUGGCGAAUUAGGUAUAAUAGAGAAAUAUACGAGCAAUAUAGCGAACCAACUCUAGCACAACGCACUAAACUACAGAGAUUACGGUGGGCAGGGCACGUGGUCCGCAUGCAUGAGAAUAGAAUCCCCAGAAAAUUGCUGAAUGCAAGAAUGCAGGGAAGAAGACCGGUUGGAAGACCUAAAAAGAGAUGGGAAGACGAAGUCGAUGAGGAUGCCAGGAACUUCCUGGGAACGCGUUCAUGGAAAAGAACAGCGGUAAAUCGAAAUGAUUGGAGAAGCUUAUUGAAGGAGGCCAAGGCUCGAUUUGGGCUGUAGUGCCAUUGGAUGGAUGGAAAUCUACAAACAACGCAUUUUCCAAUUUUUGUGGGUUACGAGUUAUUAGAACGACACAGACAAUAUAUUCAGACACGUGAGAGCCAUCCGUCAUCAUCAAAUGAUUACAUGAAAGUCCAUAAAUUUGACUAAUUACUGUUUUAUUUACUCCUUCCAGUUUCAGAUGAAUUUUAUAAAAAUGGAUUUAGGAUUGUGAAUUAAGAAGUUAAUUAAGUGUUAUCAAAACUAUUUGUCGAUCAAAUAGUAUUUUUUUAUAUACUACAGUAGUUAUAGAGAUUAGCAAAAAUGUAUUAGUAUCACUUAUGUAACCAACACAGAAAUUGAUAUAGCUCAUACGUAAUAACUCACAAAAAAUUAUACUGCUAUAAUAAUUUGAACUUUAUGGCUGUUAUAUUUAGUCUUAGUAAUUUUUAGAUAAUGUAGCCUUUUGUAAUUUAGUCCUUUGAAAAGCAUGCUAACUUUUUUCAUCAAAUCCUGUUUGUCAAAACAUAGCUUAACUUAAACUAUUAACUGGCUGAAUAAAAGAUUCGAUUAGAUUCAAUUACAUUGAAUAUUAAUUUGUUUUGUUGUAAAUCCACUUAAUAAUUAUGUGAUAUGUUUGAUUUAACAUGAAUUCUAUAAUUUUUUUGUAAUUUGGCACCAAUGUCAACUUAGAUCUCUGACGUAGAUAAUGACAUGCAACGGUAUUUAUAAUCUACCGACUGUAGAUCUAUUGAGAAAUUCACACCGAGAAUGCAGUACGGCUAAGAUAGGGCAAUACAUUUCUAAUGGGGAAUAAACGCACAGGGUUGUCAGUCUUCACCAGUUGUUGAUUGCUCUCUCAAGAGCGUCGCACAGGAACUGUGGCAACACUGAAUGCACAUUGCUAUCUUAACCAUACUGAAUUUCACGUUAGUCUAGCUUCUGGUAAUACUAUAUAUUAUUUAUCUAUGGUCUAGCUUUAAUGUCACUGUUAAUAAAAACUGGUUUCUAUAUUUGUGUACAGAUUAAAGAGCUCACUUUUUCGAUAAUUUAUUAGAAAGUAUUUUUAUUCUUAUUGAAAAUUACUUUUAAGUUCUAAAGCUUAAAAGCCUUUGUUGUAUAUAUAAAAUAAAACUGUACAGUGUUUGACUAAAAUUAUAAUCUUUAAAAUAUGUUAAAAAUAUAUGUACAAAAUAGAUAUUAAUGUAUUAUUUUUAUAAAAAUCUUUUUUGUAGUAUGUUUGUAUGAUUAAAAUGUGAAAAAAUGA
Messenger RNA from Diabrotica virgifera virgifera (western corn rootworm), 6294 nucleotides. Its product is annotated as CCAAT/enhancer-binding protein gamma. Gene Ontology annotation, biological process: regulation of transcription by RNA polymerase II; DNA-templated transcription. Gene Ontology annotation, molecular function: DNA-binding transcription factor activity, RNA polymerase II-specific; RNA polymerase II cis-regulatory region sequence-specific DNA binding. The transcript is spliced from 2 exons. The coding region runs from base 236 to 595 and encodes 119 amino acids. NCBI's taxonomy places the organism in Eukaryota, Metazoa, Arthropoda, Insecta, Coleoptera, Chrysomelidae. The record is from RefSeq and is a predicted model, not a curated record.